Molecule: messenger RNA, 2383 nt
Organism: Rotaria sp. Silwood2
Lineage: Eukaryota; Metazoa; Rotifera; Eurotatoria; Philodinida; Philodinidae
Source: the annotation of a GenBank genome assembly
UCGGAAGAGAUCAGGAAGAAAAGAGAGGAGAUCGAUUAAAUUGUCGUUCUAUAACUCACUUUCUGGAGAUGCAUGAGUCGCAGUCACUGCUGAGUGCUGUUGUUGACGUGAUGAUUUAUGAGCAUGUAGUAUAUUUGCAGCCAACGACGAAGUGCCAGUCUAAAUCGACAUAUAUAUAUUUAUACAUGUUUAAAUAUAUCGACAAGCAAACAAAAUAAAAUAAAUGAGACAUUCAAAAUAAAUGAUUAUCUCAUUUUUCUUUGAUUAUUCACAAACAUUUUCAUACUCUAUUUAUUCAAAUUAUUUUAUUUAUUAAUAAGAAUAAAAAUAAAACAAAUAAAUAUAAUGAAUUCAAUAGAAAUAAAUCAUUUUAUUGAUUUUAUAUUAAAUUAAAUCGAACAAUUAUUUAAUUCAAUUAAUAUAUCAUUAAUAUUUAUUUAGUUUUAUUAAAAAAUAUUUUACUUUUUUAUUUUAUUUUUAUUUAUUGAAUAUUUUUUAUUUAUCAACAUUUUAUUUUCUCUUCGUUUUUGACACAUAUUUUAUUUAAUAUUAUAAAUCUCUUAUUAAAGUGAUAGAGUACUAUUAUCUGUAAAAUCUAACAAGUAAAACAAUUAUUUUUAUAUAUAUUUUAAUUAAUCGAUGUUUAUCAAAUAUAUUAUAUAUUGAUUUUAAUGAUAAAAUUCUUAUACAUAUAAAUAUAUUCGAUAAAUGUUGAUUAUUUUCUCAUUUAUUCGAAUGUCUAAUUAAUAAAUAUAAGACAAUUUUAUUUGAGUAAGGAUUUUUAUUUAUUUUUCACUUAAAUUAAUUUUUCAAAGAAACAAAAAAAAACCAAAACGGGUCGAAAAAUGUAUCUUUCGUUAUAUAUAUAUAUAUAUGGGUUUACACGAUUUACUUUCCACGGAUUUACUUUCCGUUGAUUACAUAAAAAUGAUUUUCCAAUUAUCGAUUUUUUCGUGUGAUGAUUUACUUUCCGUUGAUUAGCUCGACGAAGAGAAAUGAGCAGAUAACUAGUUAUUGGAGCAAUCCAUAUAUUACGAGAACAAAUUUUCAAAAAAUUUGGAAACGAAUGAAUAUUCAUCACUAAGUUGAUGAUCAACUAUAUUUUUAAUCAAGUAUGAGUAGUGCUCAUUAGAUGGAGACUAGGAUAAUCGUGAGAAUAGUAAUCAUUGCAAAAGGUAUAUAAAGAUGGAAAUACAUAAUGUGUUCUCGCUGUGUUCUUAACAAAAUGUCUGGUGAAUUUGUCGAAUCAACACAUGGAAAAAAACAGUUAUGUUAUCUCGGUUACCGAUAUUAUUUCAAACGUAAAAAUGAAAACGGUUCCCAGUAUUAGGUAUGUGUGAAAUGUAAAGCAACAGCAACAAGUUAUUCGGAUUCAUCAAUCGUGGUACGGGAUGAACAUACACAUUUACCUGAUGAAACUGCCAAGAUCGUAUUAGAAAUGCGACAAAAUUUAAAACGAAAAGCUAUUGAAGAAUCGGGUCCAAUAGACCGUAUAGUUGAAGAGGUAUUUCACAACAUUAACAUCAAAUCCAAUGAUUUGGUUAUUAAUUUACCGUCGAUUCGUACAUUAAAAAAUAGUUUACAAAAACAACGUCGUAAGACCCGACCACCGAUUCCUCAAACUAUUGAACAACUUCCAUCACCGUUACCAGAAUCUUAUUGCAAAACAACGCAAGGUGAAUGGUUUUUACUAUAUGAUGGGUUGCUUGGUGGUACUCGUUCACUUAUUUUUGCUACUUACAAAGACAUAACUUAUUUAUCACAACAAGAGCAUUGGUAUGGUGACGGUACAUUUACACAUGCCCAUCGAUUUUUUAUCAAGUAUAUUCAAUUCAUGCAUAUUAUGACGGAAUAUCGACACCAUGCGUUUUUGCGUUACUCGGAGGUAAAUCCGAACAUAUAUAUUACGACUUAUUUGCAGUAAUAUUCCGAAAAAUAACCGAAUUACAAUUGUUUAUCAAAUUACGAACCAUUGCAAUUGAUUUUGAGCUGAGUAUUUCCAACGUAUUUACUACACUGUAAAAAAAAAGGUAUUUUACCAAACUUUAUAGGUUUCGCGCUUGUUUACGAAACUAUUUUAAGUUCCGUGGGAUGGAAAAGGUUUCGUAGUCUCCAUACUGAACCUUUUUAAGUUCCAAAAAUCGAAGAAGGUUUCGAAGUUUUACUACGAAACCUUCUAGAGGUUCUGCGCAUUGUUUACUGAACUUACGGUGGUUUCGUAUCUUUGGUACAAAACCGUUGACAGUUUCGUAGAGCACUUAAAGGUUUCGUAUUAGUUCUACGAAACCAUUCAUAGUUCCGUAAGUGCUCCUAUAGUUUCGGAUGCGCUAUACGAAACUAGGUGUGGUUUUGUAAAAGAUAUACGGAACCAUUACAUCGUUUA